Plasmodium reichenowi is the source of this 411-nucleotide messenger RNA. RefSeq names its product BSD-domain protein, putative. The record is from RefSeq and is a predicted model, not a curated record. The transcript has 2 exons. The coding region runs from base 1 to 411 and encodes 136 amino acids. Lineage: Eukaryota; Apicomplexa; Aconoidasida; Haemosporida; Plasmodiidae.
AUGGGAAAUAAACAUAAUAAAAAAAAGUAUGAAUUAUGUGAAAUUCAAUACGAAGAAAAAGAUUUCCAAUUAAAAUAUCCUUGGAACGAAAUUAUAAAAUGGGGGAGUGACGAUUUAAAUGUUGAUAUAAAUAUAAAGAUAGUAAAAAAAGUAAUUGAAGAAAUCAAAGAUAUAACAUUAGAUGAAGAAAGUUUUUUUAAUAUUACAGAAGGGAAGGAUAUUCAAUCAUUUCAUUUUGAAGAUAAGUAUGUUCUAUGGGCAACAACGUUAUUAAAAGAUAUACCGAAUUUAAAAAAAAUCAGAUAUAAUAUUGUUCCGAAAUAUAUUAACGAAAAUGAAUUCUGGUUAAGAUAUUUUUCAUCUAUAAAAAUGAUAAUAAUAAAAAAUUUCUUUGACACUAUGCAGAAUUAA